CUGAAAGUCAGCGGAGUAGAGGAACCGGAGCAGAGAGGAAUGACGGAGUUUACCGUUUUAACUCCAGAAACACAGACUUUAGACGAUGUUAACGGACACACGGGAGUUUUAAAAUGAUACUACAGGCGUUGUUUAACACGAGAAACCAACUUUAGGGGUUAGUUUGUGGUUGUGUGUUUUUUGUGGGAGUCGCAGGGGUUGACGGGGCGGUCCGCUGAAGGCUCAACAUGGAUGAAGCAACGGUGCGGCUCUGAAGAGGAAUUAGGGCCGUUUCUGGGUUAUUUCUGGUCGUGAGUUUGUCUGACGGAGCCGAGGAGGGUUUUUUAAAGCAGUAGCCUAUUUACCAGAAUUACAAAUCAAAUUCACCUGUUACUUGUUGUGGCUGACUGUUAGCAAAGACUUGAAGGUUUGAGACCCUCUGUGUCACUUCCAGAUGUUGAGGCUGUUGAGGCGAGACAUGCCGCUUUCAGAGAGGCUGGGGGAAGACUCUCCUCUGGCCGCAGCGCCCGGCCCGGCGCUCACCGCAGCCCCUACGGGCCCCAACAUUUCGUGGCUCCCGGAAGCCCCGCGGUUGAGCUCAGAACCGCCUAUCUUCCUCAUGACUCCCGCGGCACAGGCUGUGUCUGGCUUCUUCGUCUGGACCGCGCUCAUCCUCACCUGUCACCAGAUCUACAUGCAUCUACGUUUUUACAGCUCGCCCAGGGAGCAGCGCCACAUUGUGAGGAUCCUCUUCAUCGUUCCCAUCUAUGCCUUCGACUCCUGGCUCAGCCUCCUCUUCUUCACCAACGACCAGUACUACGUGUACUUCGACACCGUCAGGGACUGCUACGAGGCGUUUGUGAUUUACAACUUCCUGAGUCUGUGCUAUGAAUACCUCGGAGGAGAGAGCGCCAUCAUGGCCGAGAUCCGAGGGAAACCCAUCGAGUCCAGCUGUAUGUACGGUACCUGCUGUCUGAGGGGAAAGGCCUACUCCAUCGGCUUCCUGCGCUUCUGUAAGCAGGCCACUCUGCAGUUCUGCGUGGUCAAACCGCUCAUGGCCGUCAUCACCGUUAUCCUGCAGGCCUACGGCAAAUACAAGGAUGGAGACUUCAAUGUUGCCAGCGGUUACUUGUACGUAACCAUCAUCUACAACAUCUCGGUCAGCUUGUCUCUUUACGCCCUGUUCCUCUUCUACUUCUCCACGAGGGAGCUGCUCAGCCCUUACAGCCCCAUGCUCAAGUUCUUCAUGGUGAAGUCGGUGAUCUUCCUCUCCUUCUGGCAGGGCAUGUUGCUGGCCAUCCUGGAGAAGUGCGGGGCCAUCCCUCAGAUUAACUCGUUGGAGUUGUCCCUCGGCGAGGGCACGGUCGCCGCUGGUUACCAGAACUUUAUCAUUUGCAUCGAGAUGUUUUUUGCGGCGCUGGCUCUGCGACACGCUUUCACCUACAAAGUCUACAUGGACAAAAGUCUCGAUUCACAAGGACCCGUUCCUACGUACGGACAGUUUGGCCGCUGUGCCCCCAUGAAGAGCAUCUCUAGCAGCCUGAAGGAGACGAUGAACCCGGGCGACAUGGUCCAAGACGCCAUCCACAACUUCUCCCCGGCCUACCAGCAGUACACCCAGCAGUCCACACUGGAGCAGGGCGCGCCGCCUCCCGUCUCCCGCACCCACAGCACCGUCAGCGCCCGCGGCGACACGGAGAAGACCCUCCUGCUCAGCUCUGAUGACGAAUUCUAAAGAGGAAAAUGAGGCAAACAGGCACUCGUCGCACCACAGCUGAAUCUUAUUCAGACUGAUGUUUUAAUGGCGGAGGGAACUUAACCCUCCUGUGCAGCUGGUCCUCUUAAAUGUGUGAUUGAUUGUAGAGUUGCGUGUUUGUUUUACCUGUUUUUGAGACUGCUCAUGAAUGCGAGGACAUGCGUAAACAUUUUUUGCACCCACACUUCCCCAAGCGUCUUAUUUGGUGGGAACGCUCUGUGCUGAUUUUGUGUUAAAACCACAGGCCAAGAAAAUAAACAGGGCUGUGUCAGUUUUUGGAAAGUUCGUGAGUCACACUUGUACAUACUGAAUCAUACUUGACUUAUGAACAAAUGUUUUCUGGCUUGGAUAGAAGGUUAAUUUCAAAUUUUAGCUCAGUCUUGUUUCCUCCGCUCAUGUAAUCAUCCUAAUGGAUGUUAAUGUUUAGUCUCUGAAGGCUCUGUUGUUCUCAGAUAUCACUGACGUCUCAGAGUUUCCCCAGUCAUGGAAAUCCUUCAAAAGUUGAAUUAGAUAUUUUUUUUUCCGUGACUGGAAGUGAAAAAUAUUAUUUAAGUUCCAUAAAAGUUUUGAACUUUUAAUUUUAUGAACUUAAAAAUAAUAUUUAGAUAUUAAUUUGCAAAAAAUGGGACAAAUUAGUUGGUCUGCAAUUAUAUUAAUGUGCUUCAAACAGAGGCUGUUUGCAGUGUCGUGGCAGUCUUGUGGUGCAAAGGUACGGAAAAUAUACGUCUAGAUUAAUUAUGAGUGAACCCUGGUGUGUUGUGGGAUUUUAAGGGAGCCCAAGUCAGAAACACGAGUUGUAUGGAUCAAUGUUGAUUAUAUUGAUGGAACAUAUAAGAGCGAGGCAGAGCAGAUUAUAGAUUAUAUGGUACAUCUGCUGCAGGGGGCAGCAAGAGUGAAGGGCAGCGGCAGAACUGAUCAGGAUUACACUGGUGUAAUUGGGGCCUUAUUUGAACGGCUGGGAUUAAAGCUCGAGCCGGUUGACUCAGACCGUUCAGACCUCUGCAGGUCACAAUGUAGGUUAACAGCGCUGAGGGAAAAACACAGGAGGAAUAUAGGUUAAAGCUAACUUUAGAUGCUAGAGGAGCUCUAUCAUAGCAAUGGAGUAGUUCCUCUGUUAGCAUAGAUGCAUGAUGUUAAAGGCAGGCUGUGCUGACAUUUAAAGUCGAACUUGAAAGUUAAAUUCUCGCUGUUUUUGUAAGUAAACUGCCGCUCUGUAUAAUUUUCCAUUCUUUAAAAAAAAAAGGAAUGAAUCCAGUGUUUGUCCCACAGUUUAGAAAGGAGGGGGGCGAGCUGGCAUCAGCUGUCUCUCUUUCAUGACGUGACGGCAUGUAUACAGUUAACAGCAAGAAGUAGUCCUUUAAUCUCCAUGACUCCGUACGUACACAGCGUGGACGCACGGAGUCAUGGAGUCAUACAGGAAGUGCUUCAAUAACAGAUGAUGCUAAUGCUAAUAACUUGGUUAACAUCCUGUGUGUCUGAAGGAAAGUGAUAGCAUGAACCCAAACAGAUAUUGGACCAAUCUAAUCACCAGUACCGAUGGAGAACACUCAUGUGGUUCUUCUUGAUAAAUUUCAGUCAAAACAAACACCAGUGACUCACAUGUACUGAUUUCUUAGCAAAAUUUCAGUUCGACUUUAGAUUUGUUUGAGUUGUUUAAUUUAAAAAGAAAAUCCACCCAUCUCACAGCCUGAUGGUCCUGAUUGAAUCACUAACAUCCGUCCAAACCAAGUGACUUUUCUGAAUUUUCCCCGGACUCGCCCACUGUAGUGACUUCUCUGUUCAGCCAGUAAGGUUUCAGUAUUGUCAGUUUUUGCUUGAAAGAACUUAAGUCUUCAGCUUAACUACAUUUUUUUUUUUAAUGCACACUAACACAGGUCUUACCCUGAGUUAGGGUAUAUUUGAAAGCACAAACUGCAUAUAAGCACUUCACAUGUUCAUCUAACACAUUUACAGUAUGUCAGAGAGUCAAUAUUCCCUCAGUUAAAUAUAACGAGUGCGUAAACUUCACAUUGUUUCGUUUCUUUGACUUGGAUGCUGCUCUGUUCCAGUCUUUUUUCUUUCUUUCUUUCUUUUUUUUGUUUGAUUUCAUUUCACCGCAGUCAGAGCGGGUUAUUUUUUACUCAUAAUUGGAGUUCUUGAGUCAUCUGAAUGAGUCAUGCCGAGUCUGCCGACGUGUUUACUGUAACUACUUUCACUGCGCUGCUGUUGCUCUGUGUGAACACCAGGGGGCCGUGUGGAGGACACGGACACACUGACACUUAUCUGCCAGCCAUCAGGCAGUUAUCAAACACUUUAACCUUGGUGUAUAUGUAACGGAAAAAAAUGCUUUGUCUGAGGGCCUGUGUGUGUGUGUGUGUGUGUGUGUUGUCAGCAGAAAAUGGGAGCAAUCCCAGGCCUCAGACAGUGGUCAUGGGUCUUUUUUUAUUUCUACUUCUGCUUGACAUAAUAUUAGUUUUAAAUAAGAGGGAUGCCACGUCUGUGCACAGUAACCGCAGCCUAUUUUUAGACAUUGCUGAGUGCUGCCUGGGUUGUUACGUUGCUAAAUUUUGACAUGGAUAAAAACUGGAAUUUUUUUAUUUUUUUAUUUUUUUUUCACCACGACCAAGUUUCAUCCACAAAUGAGUUCCUUCAUAAAAAAAAACCCCACGUCAGUUCAGCAUUGUUGUGCUGCUUACAGUUUUCUGUCUUCAUUUUCUCAGAGUCAUGAAUGAACAACCUCAGAUGUCGGACAAACCGGCGUCGACGGAUUUUGGGGUUGAAGCGUUGAACCUGAUAGAUACGAAUCUCUUGUGUAUCUAUUAAUGUGCUUCUAUAAAUGUGAAAUGACAUUUUUCCUCUGCACUUUCUCAUCAGGGUGGAAAUGAUGAUGAACCCAAACCGAUGCAAGUUUUUUUUUUCCAUGCCUGAUAUAAUAGUAAUAAUAAUUCACAAUUUAAAAGCAAGACAGUGUGUCAGUCUUGCUGCACUUUGAAUGCCAUAAUUAACUUUUCUAGCUAAGACGCUCUCAUGCACUCUUCACUCCCCUCUCUCUACAUCUUUGUCAUCCGCUAAUGUGAGUCGUUCUUAUCACAUGUAUAUGAAUAUUGCUGAGGAAAUGCUGUAACUAUUGUUGUAAAUACAGUUUCAAGGAGGAAUAGUAGUGAUGUAUGUUGAUAUAGUCACAUAUGCUGCGAGGCACAUGAGCAACAAAGACCUAGUUUUGUAUUUUUACUUCAUAACUUUGGCUUUUUUAUUUUUAUUUCAGCAAACUCUUUUGGUUUCUAGUUCUUUGUAUAUUUUAAAGCUGCUCAUGAUGCUACUCUUUCAUGUCUAAUGGAUAAAUAUUGGAAAAAAUAAUAAAGAUAUUUAGUCUGGUAUUUAGGUUAACAACUUGGGUUUUUUAUUUUGCUAAUUUAUAUUUUGUGUCAUAUUCACGUCAUGUGAACACACCAG
This is a messenger RNA of Seriola dumerili (greater amberjack), 5167 nucleotides long. RefSeq names its product transmembrane protein 184B-like (gene tmem184ba). The transcript is spliced from 10 exons. The record is from RefSeq and is a predicted model, not a curated record. Gene Ontology annotation, molecular function: transporter activity. Gene Ontology annotation, biological process: transport. Bases 434 to 1714 code for a protein of 426 amino acids. Lineage: Eukaryota; Metazoa; Chordata; Actinopteri; Carangiformes; Carangidae.